Messenger RNA from Cucumis melo (muskmelon), 1920 nucleotides. RefSeq names its product transcription initiation factor TFIID subunit 8. Lineage: Eukaryota; Viridiplantae; Streptophyta; Magnoliopsida; Cucurbitales; Cucurbitaceae. The coding region runs from base 656 to 1789 and encodes 377 amino acids. Gene Ontology annotation, molecular function: protein heterodimerization activity. The record is from RefSeq and is a predicted model, not a curated record. The transcript has a single exon. Gene Ontology annotation, cellular component: transcription factor TFIID complex.
UCAACUCCUAUUUAAAUGUCAACCGGCUUCUCUAUAAACUCCAACUCCCUUUCUUCCUCCUUCGUCGUGCUCUCGAUCUCAGGGUUUUUCUUGGGUUUUACAUUUAAUUCUCACCGUUAUUCCACAAAUCCAACCCUACAGUUUUCAUCUUAUCACUCCAUUUUUCUAAUUGUAAUCUUCAUUUUUGCGAUCUAGGGCUUUCUUCUUCUUCAAUUGGGUACUUGAUUCUAUUAUUUUUCCCGAUUAAAUCCUCCCCAAGUUCUUGUUUCAUUCAAUUUCCAGUUUAUAUGGUACCUAUUGUGACUAAUGGUAUAUAAGUUGAAGACCCAUUUGAGUUUUCUUGAGUUUUUUGGUUUUUCUUAACGGGAAUUUUGUUUUCAAUUCGACGUCCGACGUAUUAGGGUUUUCUCAGAUGUGGAAAUUUUUGAGCUUUGGAUUCUUUCUGUUGGUAGCUGUGUGAUGCUUUGUUCUACUGAAAUUUGUACCUUUUCUCCAUCUGUGUAUAAUCUUCUACUUUUAGACUGUUGUUUACGUCUGAUUUAUGAGAGAUAGUGAAGUACGUGGGCGAUUUUUUCCAUCAGCGUUUGAUUUUGGGAGUUUUAGCGAUUUUGGUUGUUAUCCUUGCGGCAGAUUGAAGUGAUAUGAAUAUUUGAAUAUGAGCGAUGGAGGUGGGGAGAGUGGAAAAGUACAUGAACGACCAAAGACGAGAAAGAAUUUGGGUAGUGAAGAUUUCCCACGGGCGCUUGCUAAGAUUGCAGUAGCUCAAAUAUGUGAGAGUGAAGGGUUCCAAAUUUUUCAGCAAUCUGCUCUUGAAACACUGGCUGAUGUUGCAGUUCGGUAUGUUCAAAACAUGGGAAGCACUGCAAAUUUUUGUGCUAACUUUGCUGGUAGAACAGAGUGUAAUUUGUUUGAUAUAAUUCAAGCAUUGGAAGAUUUGGGGUCGGUUCAAGGGUUUGCAGGUGCUUCGGAUAUCGAACAUUGUCUUGCAAGUUCCAGCACAGUUAAAGAGAUUGCUCGUUAUGUAGCUCAAGCGGAAGAAAUCCCAUUUGCCUACUCAGUUCCCAAAUUUCCGGUUGUGAAAGAGCGAAAGUUGAGGCCUAGUUUUUUGCAAAUUGGGGAAGAACCUCCAGGAGAGCAUAUACCUUCUUGGUUGCCUGCACUCCCAGAUCCCGAAACGUACAUCGAGUCCCCCAUUGUGAAGGAAGAAGUAGUGGAGCCUCAAACAAUUAAGACUGAGCCAGAAAUACAAUGUAGAAGUUCAGAGAAAUCCUUCCGGAAUCUUCAGCAGUGGUUGUUUUGCAAUGGAUUGGAAGGAUCCCAAAGAGAAGACCCUAGAAAUGCAGCUAUGACAAAGCAAAUACAAGAAAGUAACCCUUUUCUUGCUCCCCCCCUGCAAUUUGGCGAGAAGGAAGUUUCUUCUAUUGUUCUUCCAAAUAAGGUCUUGAACAAUUCAAGUACAGAAUAUCAUGUCCCUGUCAUGGAGAAUUGUCAUGUGGAUACACAUGUCUCAGUGCUGGAGACUUUUGCUCCUGCUAUUGAAUCAAUAAAGAACAAUUUCCACAUGUCCGAGGAAAAGUACUCUCUGAACAGGAAAUCUACUGUACAGUUUAAGAUUGGGACUGGAAAGAAGGCGGCAGGUAGCAUGAUAGAAUUGACAGCGCUAAACAAUGGUGUGAAGAAUUCUUCGUCCUGGUUUGUAGGGGAAGAUGAGAAGGAUGACAAGAAAAGAAAGGCCGAGAAGAUUCUGAAGGACUCAAUGGAGAACUCGAAUGAGCUAUCUCACUUGUAAUUAGGUUGCUUGAUUGAAAUUGUACACGGAAUUUAGGAGUCUGGCUGCAGUUUUUCAUGGUUGUCAAAAACCACUGGCAUUGUAUUGUCUGGAUAUUAGCUUAUAGAAUGAAAGAUUCAAAUUUGUGGAAA